Messenger RNA from Aplosporella prunicola CBS 121167, 573 nucleotides. RefSeq lists its product as uncharacterized. NCBI's taxonomy places the organism in Eukaryota, Fungi, Ascomycota, Dothideomycetes, Botryosphaeriales, Aplosporellaceae. The transcript is spliced from 2 exons. The coding region runs from base 1 to 573 and encodes 190 amino acids. The record is from RefSeq and is a predicted model, not a curated record.
AUGAUUGCGCCUCCCGAGCUGGGCCGGCAGGUUGCCCUGGCAUUGAAGCACUCGAAGAUGGCUUUCCCCGAACUUGGAAGCGUGAAAUCGUCGAGCAGCUGUCAUUCGGGGCUUGUCGAACACCCGAGCAUUCGGGAAGGCGAUAUCCCGGGCCUUGAAUGGCUAACAGGAUAUCUUCAGCUGCUGCAGUAUACUAGUCUGUUUUCUACCACGUUCUGCCUGUUAGAGGGUAUCAACGAUAAAGAUUUAUGGACAAAGACUACCAGCGACCGUGACCCAGUAUCCACCUGCUCAAGGCUGGAAGUCGGCGAAGAGAAGGUGUGGUCUAUCCUCAGCAACACGGCCUCGGAUCUGGAUGUUGGUUCCAAAGAUCAAUUCCCCUGGUGCGCAUCGUCCAAGGCCGCGGUCCCGGGAUGCGUCAGUGCCCGGCCGUCAAGCCCAACGGCGUCUGCAGCGCUAUCCGGUCGACAUCGAAGUGGAGGGACACAUUUGCCGAGGCCAGGUAGCUCUUCUUCGAACUGGUACGGACUGCAACGACGGUAUCAUGGAUGGGAGCAGCCAAAACACAAAUAG